Molecule: messenger RNA, 579 nt
Organism: Nannizzia gypsea CBS 118893
Lineage: Eukaryota; Fungi; Ascomycota; Eurotiomycetes; Onygenales; Arthrodermataceae
Product: succinate dehydrogenase cytochrome B subunit
Exons: 3
Coding region: 1-579 (192 amino acids)
Biological process (GO): mitochondrial electron transport, succinate to ubiquinone; tricarboxylic acid cycle
Cellular component (GO): membrane
Molecular function (GO): succinate dehydrogenase activity; electron transfer activity
Source: RefSeq, a predicted model, not a curated record
AUGGCGAAGCUAUCCUCGCCCGGCUCUCUUCACUGCGUAUCUUUCCAUCCCGCCCUGACCAACUACUUGCUGCAUUGCUGGCUGGCUUUCGACAUUGCCUUCGUCACAGUCCAAGAUGUCUCUUUUUAUGCGCUCCAAACAUCUACCACGCCCAUUCCGAGCAAACACACGAUCCAGCCCAUGAAAAAGGCAGACGGCACUCAGGUGCUAGCUUCUCAGCGUCUAAACCGGCCUAUUGCUCCGCAUUUGUCCAUAUAUAAAUGGCAAGUGACUUCAGUCAACUCGUCACUCCAGCGGAUCACCGGUGCCGUUCUAUCCGGCAGCCUCUACCUCUUCGCUGUCUCUUACCUGGCGUCUCCAUAUCUUGGUUGGGAUUUAUCGUCAGAUAGUUUGUCUGCUGCCAUGGCCAGCUUGCCCUGGGCCGGGAAGGCUACAGUGAAGUUCGUCAUCGCCUGGCCGUUCAUGUUUCAUGUAUUCAAUAGCCUAAGGCAUUUGGCUUGGGACAUAGGCAAAGGAUUUGCCAUGAAGACUGUGUCUCAAACCGGUAUCUUAUCGGCUGGGCUACAAAAGCUGGACUAG